Mangifera indica (mango) is the source of this 490-nucleotide messenger RNA. Its product is annotated as glycine-rich protein 5-like. The transcript has 2 exons. Bases 36 to 365 code for a protein of 109 amino acids. Lineage: Eukaryota; Viridiplantae; Streptophyta; Magnoliopsida; Sapindales; Anacardiaceae. The record is from RefSeq and is a predicted model, not a curated record.
GCUCUGCAAGAACAUGUAACUUUCUGGUAAUCAAGAUGGAAACUUGGAAAAUAAUGAUCAUAGUUUGGGCAUUGGUUGCUGCUUUCUUCGUUGUUUUGGCUUGUCUUUGCAAUCGUUAUCGUUGGGUAGGCUUCGCCGGCGGUCGAAGCAGCAGUUUCGGUGGUGCUCAUCAUCAUCAUCAUGGCGCAGGCAUAGGUUUAGGUGGCGCUGAUUUUGGUGGAGCUGGAGGAGGUGCUGGUUUAGGUGGCGCUGAUUUUGGUGGAGCUGGAGGAGGUGCUGGUUUUGGUGGCUGUGACGGGGGCGGCGGCCACGCUGGUGGUGGUGGUGGUGGUGGUGGUGGUUUUGGAGGAGCAAGUGCAUGCUAAUCACUUGAAGUCUACUCAAGAUAGAAUCUUACUCUUUUGGAAAAAAAAAAAAAAUUUAAAAUUUAUUCCUUGUAAAAUUAUCGGCAAAUAGAGAAAAUUUAUUGAUUGUGUAUUCAGAAUUAAAA